This is a messenger RNA of Polistes canadensis, 1956 nucleotides long. RefSeq names its product Y+L amino acid transporter 2. Gene Ontology annotation, molecular function: L-amino acid transmembrane transporter activity. NCBI's taxonomy places the organism in Eukaryota, Metazoa, Arthropoda, Insecta, Hymenoptera, Vespidae. Gene Ontology annotation, cellular component: membrane. Gene Ontology annotation, biological process: amino acid transmembrane transport. The record is from RefSeq and is a predicted model, not a curated record. The transcript is spliced from 11 exons. Bases 434 to 1912 code for a protein of 492 amino acids.
GGCAGCAACCUCGUUCGAAGAGAAACCCAAAGACGGAUCACUCAGAGCUCGACCACCGUGCCGCGCAUAACUGCUUCCUGUUUUUUCACUCACUAUCUUUCUCGUGUUGUUGUUGUUAUUGUUGUUAUUGUCAUAUUAUUUCGUCUAAAUCUCACACCGUCUAUUUUUUAUAACAAAAUUUUAAUAUACCUUUCAUCGUUUCUGUCAUUGAUUUUUUUUAUACGACGAAAUAAUUGUUCAAAAAGGAUAACGUGUAUCCGGUUAUUUUUUUUGUUCGGUUGGUGUUUUGUGAAACUAUGAUAGUUCAUCAAGGAUAUCGAAGUAUUUAGUAUUAUUCUAUAAUAAAUGAAAUUAACCCUUAUCCCGAGAUAAGGGAAAACGAUUAACAGAUCACAUCGAGGAAUUGUCCUUGGAUUAUAUUAUUAUCCUGAACAUGUCGAAGUCGGGAAGCAUCAAAGAUACCGAAAAGGGUCCAUACGAUCCUGUACCAACGAAUAAUGACACCGGAGGAGACGAAAUUAAACUCGAAGCAAAAAUGUCUCUUCUCAAUGGCGUUACCGUGAUCGUUGGUUCAAUCAUUGGUUCUGGCAUAUUUGUCAGUCCAACCGGUGUAUUAAAACAUACCGGAAGUGUCAAUGCUAGCCUUCUGGUAUGGACUGCUUCAGGAAUCUUCUCUAUGGUAGGAGCUUAUUGUUACGCCGAAUUAGGUUGCAUGAUCAGAAAAUCGGGCGCUGAUUAUGCAUAUAUUAUGACAACAUUUGGUCCAUUCAUGGCUUUUGUCAGACUUUGGAUCGAGUGUAUGAUAGUACGUCCUUGCAGUCAAGCUAUCGUUGCAUUGACCUUCAGCAUUUACGUUUUAAAACCUUUUUUCCCUGACUGUACACCACCCGAAGAUGCUACAAGAUUACUUGCUGCCUGCUGUAUAUGUAUAUUGGCGUUUAUAAAUUGCUGGGACGUUAAUUGGGCAACAAAAGUGCAAGACAUCUUUACGUAUGCUAAACUUCUCGCACUUUUUAUCAUAAUCUGUACCGGAGCUUAUCAACUGUUCACCGGACACACGGAACAUUUUACGUUCGAUAAUACCAAAACGGAGAUAACGUCCAUUGCAUUGAGCUUUUAUUCAGGAUUAUUUGCUUACAACGGUUGGAAUUAUUUGAACUUCAUCAUCGAGGAAUUGAAAGAUCCGAUCAGGAAUUUACCAAAAGCCAUUGCAAUUUCUUGCACCUUGGUAACCGUGGUCUACGUCUUAACAAAUAUGGCUUUUUAUACUACUUUGAGUCCUGUCGAAGUUUUGGGUAGUGGUGCUGUUGCUGUGACGUUUGCCAAUCAUUUGUUCGGAGUAAUGGCAUGGACUAUACCAGUGUUUGUGGCAUUGUCAACAUUUGGCGCUGUAAAUGGAAUUCUAUUGACGUCUUCUCGGCUUUUUUAUGCUGGUGCAUGCGAGGGACAAAUGCCAGAAAUACUUACGAUGAUACAAGUUUCAAGAUUGACACCAACGCCAGCUGUUAUUUGUAUGGCACUAUUGUCAAUGUUAUACUUGUGCUCUUCUGAUAUCUUUGCUUUGAUCAACUACGUCGGCUUUGCCACUUGGUUAAGCAUAGGCGUCUCUGUUUUAUGUCUACCAUGGCUAAGAUGGGCCCAACCAAAUUUGCCAAGACCAAUUAAAGUUAAUCUUGCUUUUCCAAUCGUUUACAUUAUCGCCACACUUUUCGUCACGGUGGUUCCCAUGUAUAUUACUCCUUUGGAAACAGGGUAUGGUUGUUUAAUGAUAUCAUCGUCGGUGCCAGUAUACUUUGGAUUUAUUGCGUGGAAGAACAAACCGAAAUUUUUCGUCAAAGCUGUUGUAGGCACCACUAGAUUCCUGCAGAAGAUAAUGGUGGUCGUUGGGAAGUCAAAACCAGCUCAGGUCUAAUUGCCUCGCUCUGCGUUAGAAAGAAAGAAAGAAAGAAGAAAGAA